AGAAAUUUGGUUGAGUGAGUGAGAGAGUGAGUGAGUCGUAGUUGUAGUUGUAGUUGGUUGUUCCUGUUGAGCGUUGAGGUUGAGGUUGAGGUUGAGGAGGUGGAGGCUAUAGUCUAUAAUUGUAUAUGGUAUAUGCAGGGUGUGGUGGUGUAUGGCUAAAUGUGAAGGCAGCGUCCUGAGCCUCCACCAGCUGCAAGCGAUGAGCUCAGAAACAACAACAACAACAACAACGACGACGACAGACGCAGCCUCCCGCGCCGCCAGCAAGCGGUUCGAGGGCCUCCUGACAGUCCGCACGAAGGCCAUCAAGGGGAAAGGGGCCUGGUACUGGGCCCACCUGGAGCCCAUCCUCCUCCCCCACCCGGACACGGGCCUCCCCAAGUCCGUCAAACUCAAAUGCUCCCUCUGCCACUCCCUCUUCUCCGCCUCCAACCCCUCCCGCACGGCCUCCGAACACCUCAAGCGCGGCACCUGCUCCAACUUCACCUCUUCGCUUCCCUCUCCCCUCCCCAUUUCUUCCAUCACCCCCUCCUCCAAUCGCAAGCGCCCCUGCUCCUCC
Molecule: messenger RNA, 559 nt
Organism: Cajanus cajan (pigeon pea)
Lineage: Eukaryota; Viridiplantae; Streptophyta; Magnoliopsida; Fabales; Fabaceae
Source: RefSeq, a predicted model, not a curated record